CGGACGAUACGCCAAGCCCAGAUCAGAUAUUUUCUCUUCCUUAAUCACUAAUCUUUCUUCUCUCUCUCCUCUCUUUCCUCCUAUCAGCAUCAACCUCUCAACAAUGGCUACCUCAACCUCCUCAGCAGCAACAACAAACCUAAUGCUAGCAAUCCACGAGAAGAAGACGAACUCCGUUGACCUAUACCGUCCCCUGCGCAAUUACAUCACCUUCCACUACUCCGAGCGCGAGGCGCAAAACCUAGAAGACGAUCUCGAAACCGUCAAACAACUCCGCACCGACAUCGAAAAAUCAUCCGAUUCGCCUCCCGCAAGGCGCGACAUUCUAAUCAAGUACUUCAAAUGCCUUUGCUUAAUGGAAACUCGAUUCCCAAUUUCGUCCGACAAGGAUCACAUCAAUACGCUUCAAUUCACCUGGUUCGACGCUUUUAAAACCAGGAAUAAGUCGUCGCAAAUCAAUCUACACCUUGAGAAGGCGGCUGUGUUGUUUAAUUUGGGUGCGGUGUAUAGUCAGAUUGGUCUGGCUGUUGAUCGGUCCACGGUGGAGGGGAGGAAGCAGGCGGUCUAUAACUUUGUUACUGCUGCCGGUGUUUUCGCUUAUUUGAGGGAUAAUGUGGCGGUAAAGGCGGCCGCUGGGGGGUCGGCGACUGUGGAUGUUUCAGUUGAGUGUGCUGGGAUGUUAGAGAGGCUGAUGUUGGCUCAGGCUCAGGAGUGUGUUUUUGAGACUAGCAUUGCUAAAGGAAGUACUCCUGGUGUUUGCUCUAAGAUUUCCCGUCAGGUUGGAAUCUAUUACGAGGAAGCUUUAGCGGCACUUAGUGUUCCUCCUCUUAAUCAACAUUUUGACAAGACUUGGAUAGCCCAUGUGCAGCUAAAGGCAUCUCUUUUUUUCGCUGAAGCUUGCUUUAGGUAUAGUUUAGAGCUCCAUGAGAAAGAGGAGAUAGCUGAAGAAAUUGCUAGGCUAAAGUCUGGGAUUAGUGCUCUAUCUGAUAAGAGAUCAACAAAAGGAGCUCCUGCACAGCUCCUAGACGCUGUUAGUAAGCUAGAGGCAAGUCUUAAUCGCAAUUUGGAGAGGGCAAUGAAGGAGAACGAUAGAGUGUACUUGCAAAGGGUUCCACAGGCUAGUUCAUUGGCUCCUCUAUCUGCGUUCUCUAUGGUAAAACCAAUGUCUCUUGAUGAGUUAGUGGACGCGAGCAAAGAGAAGAUGUUUUUAUCUCUUAUUCCAGACAGUAGUACCAAAGCACUUUCCAGGUACACUGAGAUGGUUGAUGAUGUUAUCAGAACACAAGCUGAGAAACUCCAGCAGGGAAGCGAGCUAGCUAGAGUGAGGCUCAAAGAAAUGGACUUGCCUGAAUCUCUUCUUGCUUUAGAAGGGAAUGUAACCCUUCCAGAAAAUCUUAAAGAAGAUGUGGAAGCAGUGCAAAUUAGCGGUGGCCCAGCUGGACUGGAAGGUGAGUUACAGCAACUUAGAGAUCUGAGAAGGGUCAAUCAUGAAUUAUUGGUGCAGACAGAGGAACUUUUGCAAAAAGAAGCUCAGGAGGAUUCUCAAUUUAGAAGCCAGUUUGGCACACGGUGGACUAGGCCUCAAUCCAGUACACUUACAAAAAACCUGCUGGAUAGGCUGAAUAGAUUUGCUGCAAACUUGAAGCAAGCUGGAGAAAGUGAUGCUAGAAUUGAGCGUUCUGUUAAAGACCAUUCUUCCCUCAUGUCCAUACUUGAUUGCCAUCCUAUUGAGGCUGCACUUCCAAGUCUUGCAAAGCCAAUCAUGUCUUUGGAUGCUAACGAGGAUGCAAUAGUUGGAAAUUUGAAGCAAAGUCUGAGGCAACUGGAGACUCUCGGAGCCGAACGGGCAGGCCUUGAAGACAUGCUUAAAGAAAUGAAAAGAAAGGAUGACAUACUGCCAAAGCUAAUGACAUCUACUGGAUCUUAUGAGGAUCUUUUUAAGAAGGAGAUAGCAAAAUAUGAUAACAUCUGCGAGGAGAUUUCUCAUAAUAUCCAGGCACAAGGGCAGCUAUUGAUGCAAAUUCAGGCUCAUAAUGACCAGUUCUCUGCUAUCUUCAAUCUUGAAGAUUUCAAGGCUUCCAGAGAGAAGUGCUAUAAGCAGAUUGAAGCUGCAAUAGCAAAGUACCGAGAAAUCAAGGAGAACAUAAACGAGGGACUCAAGUUUUAUGUAACGCUCCAGGAUGCAAUUACAAAUGUAAAACAACAGUGUAGUGACUUUGUGAUGACCCGAAAUAUCCAGUGCCGUGAAAUGAUAGAAGAUGUGCAGAGACAAAUAUCAGGUCUCAGUUUCCAGGAUAGGACUUCGAGUAAUCAGAGCUACCCAUCAGUAGGGCAAAACCAUCCGCCUCCAAGAACAAUGUCUCCGCAGCAAACAGAUAACGGAAAUGUUUCCCAAGCUUCAAGGGCACAGGUACCUGCCUCCUAUUAUCAUCCAGCCUCGCAGCAAACAGAGACUGGAAAUGUUAGGCCACAAUCACCAGCCCCUUACUAUCAGCCACCACAGGAUCCCCCAAUGCCUGGAUAUGCUCCUUCUUAUGGUGGUCCCUCCCAGCAACCACAUCAACCUCCAUACCAGGGUCAGGGUCAGGGUCCACCUUCAUCUGGUUCACCAUACCCAUCCCAACAACCACACCAGCAGCCGCCAAGCAGUUAUGAAUAUGGGCAGCCUGCUUAUCCAGGAUGGCGAGGUCCAUAUUACAAUGCACAUAACCAACAGCCUUCAUCGUUCCCUCGACCACCAUACACUGUUCCAACUCCCUAUCCUCCUCAUCAAGGUGGAUACUACAGGCCACAAUGAUGUUUGCAGUGUAAUGCCAUGGUUUACCUUUUUAUUUAUGUAAUCAUUUCAUCCGGAGGCCAGGAUAGACUGUAUAUUAAAUCUCGUGUAUUGACUUGUACUUCAUACCCAUACCCUUCAUGUAUAGGCUCCUGAUUUUUGUCCAGUCUUUGCAAAGUGCUAAUAAUCAUUUGUGAAAUUCAUAGCAACAACAUUACAGUAGAUAUUUGCUUAAAGGCACUGUAUAGUAUCGCAAAAUUUGUCAUUGUUACAAUGAUAUUCACCAAAAGUUUGUGCU
Messenger RNA from Spinacia oleracea (spinach), 3074 nucleotides. Its product is annotated as vacuolar-sorting protein BRO1. Gene Ontology annotation, molecular function: protein binding. The coding region runs from base 104 to 2797 and encodes 897 amino acids. The transcript has 8 exons. Gene Ontology annotation, biological process: protein transport to vacuole involved in ubiquitin-dependent protein catabolic process via the multivesicular body sorting pathway. Gene Ontology annotation, cellular component: endosome. Lineage: Eukaryota; Viridiplantae; Streptophyta; Magnoliopsida; Caryophyllales; Amaranthaceae. The record is from RefSeq and is a predicted model, not a curated record.